Molecule: messenger RNA, 7995 nt
Organism: Fukomys damarensis (Damara mole-rat)
Lineage: Eukaryota; Metazoa; Chordata; Mammalia; Rodentia; Bathyergidae
Gene: Amotl1
Product: angiomotin like 1
Exons: 13
Coding region: 180-3068 (962 amino acids)
Biological process (GO): regulation of cell migration; actin cytoskeleton organization; hippo signaling
Cellular component (GO): plasma membrane; cytoplasmic vesicle; bicellular tight junction
Source: RefSeq, a predicted model, not a curated record
ACCCAGCUGCGGUCGUCGGGUUUGUGGCUGGAAGCGAAUCCCUGACACUUCUCUCCUUCCUGUGUGAAUGGGGCCAAUUGUCGGGCGCCUCUUCCCCGAGCUGCCCCACGCCAUGCCCAGCGCCCUGCCCAGCAGCUGCCUUUCCUCUGCCGCGGGACUGAACUAGCCAUGCUUGCCUCAUGUGGAGGGCAAAGUUGCGCCGGGGAACUUGUGAGCCUGCGGUGAAAGCUCCGCCUCCUGUCUGUCACAGUCCUAGCAGUCCCAUCCAGAUUCUAGAAGACCCCGACUGGUUUUUCUCAGACCUUCAGCUCUAUUCUGGGAGGAACGAAGCAUCUGCUUUGACUGUGGAGGCAAACAGUAACAUCAGGGAAAAAGUUGUUGAGGAUCCUCUUUGUAACUUCCUCUCCCCGAACUUCCUGAGGAUCUCAGAGGUGGAAAUGAGAGGUUCCGAGGAUGCGGCAGCUGGAACAGUAUUACAGCGGCUGAUCCAGGAACAACUGCGAUAUGGCACCCCAACUGAGAACAUGAACUUGCUGGCCAUUCAGCACCAGGCCACAGGGAGUGCAGGACCAGCCCACCCUACAAACAACUUUUCUUCCACGGAAAAUCUCACUCAAGAAGACCCACAAAUGGUCUACCAGUCAGCACGCCAGGAACCGCAGGGUCAAGAACACCAGGUGGACAACACGGUGAUGGAGAAGCAGGUCCGCUCCACACAGCCACAGCAGAACAAUGAGGAGCUGCCCACUUACGAGGAGGCCAAGGCCCAGUCACAGUUUUUCAGAGGGCAGCAGCAGCAGCAGCAACAGCAGCAGCAGCAGCAGCAGCAGGGGCCCACAGGCCACAGUUACUACAUGGCUGGGGGCACCAGUCAGAAGUCUCGCACUGAGGGAAGGGCUACAGUGAGCCGUGCCAACAGUGGACAGGCGCAUAAGGAUGAGGCGCUGAAAGAACUGAAGCAGGGCCAUGUCCGCUCCCUCAGUGAAAGGAUCAUGCAGCUGUCAUUGGAGAGAAAUGGUGCUAAGCAACACCUCCCUGGCUCAGGGACUGGAAAGGGGUUCAAAGCAGGAGGGGGACCCUCGCCAGCCCAGCCUGCUGGGAAAGUCCUGGACCCUCGAGGUCCUCCGCCUGAGUACCCCUUCAAGACCAAGCAAAUGAUGUCCCCAGCCAGCAAGAACCAGGAUCAUGGUCUUUUCUACAGUGACCAGCACCCUGGGAUGCUCCAUGAUAUGGUCAAGCCUUACCCUGCCCCUCAGCCUGCGAGAACAGAAGUGGCCGUCCUGAGGUACCAGCCACCACCAGAGUACGGCGUCACCAGCCGCCCAUGCCAACUUCCAUUCCCGUCAACAGUGCAGCAGCACAGCCCCAUGUCCUCACAGACCUCCUCCAUCAGCGGGCCACUGCACUCUGUCUCCUUGCCACUUCCACUUCCGAUGACCCUGGCGACUCAACAGCUCCCUCCAGCGGCCUCCCCUAGCCAGCAGCUUGGUCCGGAUGCCUUUGCAAUUGUGGAGCGAGCCCAGCAAAUGGUGGAGAUACUAACAGAGGAGAACCGGGCGCUUCAUCAGGAACUGCAGGGCUACUAUGACAAUGCCGACAAGCUUCACAAGUUUGAAAAAGAACUUCAGAGAAUUUCAGAAGCUUAUGAGAGUCUGGUCAAGUCCACCACCAAGCGAGAGUCACUGGACAAGGCAAUGCGAAACAAACUAGAAGGGGAGAUCAGACGACUUCACGAUUUCAACAGAGACCUCCGAGAUCGACUAGAGACAGCCAACAGACAGCUGUGCAGCAGAGAAUACCAGGGGCAUGAAGACGAAGCUGCAGAAGGUCAUUAUGCUUCCCAGAACAAAGAAUUCUUGAAGGAAAAGGAGAAGUUAGAAAUGGAGUUAUCAGCAGUGCGGACUGCGAGUGAGGACCAUCGAAGACACAUUGAGAUCCUGGACCAAGCUUUGAGCAACGCCCAGGCCAAAGUCAUCAAGCUGGAAGAGGAGCUGCGAGAGAAGCAAGCAUACGUGGAGAAAGUUGAGAAGCUGCAGCAGGCCCUGACACAGCUACAAUCUGCAUGUGAAAAGCGAGAGCAGAUGGAACGCAGGCUGCGGACCUGGCUGGAGAGAGAGCUGGAUGCGCUGAGAACCCAGCAGAAACAUGGAAACGGCCAUCAAGCUGGCAUGCCAGAAUACAAUGCUCCAGCCCUCAUGGAACUUGUUCGGGAAAAGGAAGAGAGGAUCCUAGCCCUGGAGGCUGACAUGACCAAGUGGGAACAGAAGUACCUGGAGGAGAGCACCAUCCGACACUUCGCCAUGAAUGCUGCAGCCACUGCUGCAGCUGAGAGGGACACCACAAUCAUCAACCAUUCGAGGAAUGGCAGCUACGGGGAGAGCUCGCUGGAGGCCCACAUCUGGCAGGAGGAGGAGGAGGUGGUGCAGGCCAACAGGAGGUGUCAGGACAUGGAGUACACUAUUAAAAAUCUACAUGCCAAGAUCAUAGAGAAGGAUGCCAUGAUUAAGGUGCUUCAGCAGCGAUCCCGUAAAGAUGCCGGGAAGACAGACUCCUCGAGCCUGCGGCCAGCACGUUCCGUCCCGUCCAUUGCAGCGGCUACCGGGACACACUCCCGCCAGACCUCGCUUACCAGCAGCCAGCUCGCUGAGGAGAAGAAAGAAGAGAAGACCUGGAAGGGCAGCAUAGGAUUGCUGCUGGGGAAGGAACACCAUGAACAUACUUCUUCUCCAUUGCUGCCAACGCCACCUGCCUCUGCACUGCCCCCUGUGGCCUCUACCACGUCAGCCAGCAGCGCCCAUGCGAAGACAGGCAGCAAGGACAGCAGUACCCAGACUGACAAGAGCACUGAACUCUUCUGGCCCAACAUGGCCUCCCUCCCCAGCCGCAGCAGGCUGAGCACAACCCCUUCCAACAGCCCUGUCCUGAAACACCCAGCGGCCAAAGGGACCAUGGAGAAACUGGAGAACUCUCCCAGCCACGGGAAGUCACCGGACCACAGAGGCCGUGUCAGUAGCUUGCUGCACAAGCCCGAGUUCCCCGAUGGCGAGAUGAUGGAAGUGCUCAUCUAACUUUGUCGUCCCUGUUGAAUUUCGUACUGCAACACUGGCAAAUCAGAAAAGUGGCAGAGAAGGAGAAGAAAGAUCAAGAAGGUUGUGGAUGGGAAACCAGGAAUGAUGUGAACUGUUAAAGAUUUCAGAGAAAUAAGAAUACUUUUUAUAAAUGUUAAAAACAAACAGGAGACCUACAUGACUGUGGAGAGAAGAGAAUGUUACGAAUUCUCUUGCAUAUAGUGGAAAAGAAGAUGCAUGUAGGUUUGGAAACAGAAGUUAAGAAGAAGUAGGAAAUGGAAUUUUUCAUUGUACAGAAGUUGUAUCUCUUGGGGAGGUUUGGUGUACCUCCUUUCUUGGUUAUAAACAGAUAAACCUAGACAUGGAUCUUCCUUGAAUAACCCCCAUUCUGCUUGCCUCUUAGCAUGUUUCUCUUAAAAAGACUCUCCUAGACAUCUCUAAAGCCCAUUGGCACAACACAGUAUCACCAUGCCAUUGUAAGGUGUCCUGUGGGUGUGGCAGUGAGAAGCAUCCCCCAGGGAUGAAGGGAAAUUUCAGAGGCAGUCUUCACCUCCUGACUUGUCUUGCUUGGGUUUUCAGGAGCUUGUGGGCUUCUUAGCGUUUCUAGAUUUGGUGGUAAUUUCUAAACAGGAUAGGAGUGUUAGGAUCUUGGUCCUUAUCCUCCCUAAAUUCUCUGAGUUUGUCUCUGCUUUACUUUCUUUAAGUUUGCUUUUCUGUCCCUCCUUCCUUUUUUUUCUUUUUAAUAAGACAUUGCAGGGUUCCUUAGGUAUGGGAAUUAGAAGAGCAUUAUCUGAUCUGUUCUCAUUCCUGCUGUGUCAAACAGUGGCCAGUAGAAAAACAUCCCUGCUGGCUUCCUGGCUGGCUUUCAGGUUGGGCUACAGUUGUUACUCCCAGUCUGGCUGCACACUGGGGAGGCUUUCAUGGGUCACCGUCACAAUUUACAUCAAGAUAAUGGCACUGGGUUUUUUUCUCUCACACUUCAGUUCUCUUGUAAAGAGCUUGAUAUUUCUGUUCCCUUACUCUGUUAGGUAAGGUCUUCAAGACAGCACUGUAUGAAAUGGAUGACAGUUUACAAACGAUGACGUGGUGGCAUCUACAAUGGCUCCAGCCCUGUACCAGUUUUUGUAUUUGGGGCUCACAAGUCUCUUCACCACUGUCCUCUAGCCCAUGCACUCCCUGGUGAGCAUGCAGACUUACCAUGUGUGCUUCUCUGUGCUGUGAACUUUCUUUGAAACCUGUCAAGCCAAUAGAUACACGGUAUGAUCAAGCUUCUGAGGUUUCCGUUGUGAGGCAACUUGACCAAAGUGAGACAGAAGUGCCACUGAAAAGAGCCAUGAGUGAAUGAGGUGGUGGGCUUCUUGUCUGCUGUGAUAUUGAGGAGCUAAGCAGGCGUCAGGUGCUCUUUUAGGAUCCUGAAUUUUUCCCCCCAACUCUUUUGGAUCCAUGUUUUCCCAGAUCUCUUCCUUUUUUUGUGCUUCCUUAGGGGAAAAGGAAAGAAAGAAAAAAAAUAGUUCUGAGAAUUUUUUUUCUAAUAUUAGAAAUUGAAUCCAGAACCUUCUCUUUGUUAGGAAAGCAAUCUGCCACUGGGCUAUAUCCCCAGCACUUUUUUAAAUUCUUGAGACAAGGUCUUGCUAAAUUGCCCAAGCUGGCCUACAUGAUGCUUCUGCCUCAGCCUCCUCAAUAGCUGGGAUAACAGGUGUGGGUCACUGUGACCACUUACAUCUAUGACUUUUUAAAGGAACUCUUAAAUGAAAUACUGAAGAGAGCACUACUCGGGAAAUUUCAUUUGGGUAGUUUAUUUCAGGGCUGGUCUUUGGACCGUAACCUGGGUAAAGUUACAGCCUCCCCAAAUUGAAGAGGUAGAAGGAAGAUGAGGUGUAGGAUGCAGAGGGGAGGGAGGAAAUAGGAGGAAAUUGGCCAACAGGGCUUUGAACCACAUGAUGUGACAAGACUAAGUAGGGAUCUACCCACCCUACCUCUGCUGGUCACUGAGCUGCCCACUGGGCUGCCUGCUUGUAACUUCCUCUGGUCUCAGCUUGAGCGUCCAGUGUUCAUACUGCACAGAACAGGAAACCAAGGCAGCACCAAGAGUCUGCACAAUGAUAGCUCGCCCUGGGGUGUGGAAAAAGUUCGCAAGAAGCCUCAUCAGUGGGUCAGGGUUGUUGUGGAUGCCAGAGGGGAUGAACUGGAUGGAUCACAUCUGAUCACUUUGUAUGGGGCACAGGGGAGGUUCAAUUGAUGGCAAAAAAUUCCCUUAAGGACAUUUUGAUCCCAAUUAUUGCUGGAGAUAGACCAGAAAGAAAAUUGUUGAGAGAUGGGAAAGAAAGUCAACUCUGCUAUCCUCCACAUUCAUGUCUGGGCCACCCCAAACUUGGGCUAUCUCCGCAGCCAUAGGAAAGAGUGAGAAUGAUAGCCCAGUUUCUCCCAAAGCAUGGUCUACAUACUCCAGAAACUGCAUCUGCAUGCUUAGGCAUGAGUUUCACUGCCUUGUGUAGGGCCCCUGAAUUCCAAGGUGUCUUCAUUGUCAGCAUACAGAUGGAAACAUGACCAUUCUUUAGGGCUUAAGUUACAAUUGUACUGUUGCUUUUGCCAUUCUUUUUUCUCCUAAUCUAUAAGACUCUUCUGUGAGAAAAGAGAUCCAUCGCUUUCAGAUGUCUUCCUUUAUGGGCUGUCUCCUGCCGAGCAAGAGUCCCAAACAAACGGUUUCAUCUUCAUAGUUUCUUAAAGCCUAACUUGCUUACAGGAAGAAUGGAGUGUAGAUGCCUAGCACCCAUUGUGAGCCCUGGGGAGUCUACAGUUCCUUAUCUCAUUAAAAUUGGAGAAGAAUUAUGCUAGCUGUAUUUUAUAGUGCUGACUAUGCAGGCACUGUGGGAUGUACCUUUUAAUUAGUCCUCAAAGUGCCUGGGGAGCAGGAACAAGUUCAUUAUUCUAAUUGCAGGGAAUCGGGAAUGUGAAGUCCCUUCUCAAAGCCUCACAGCUUAAACUAUAGGGUGCACAGCCUCAAACAAGACCUGCACUACUAUGUCUGGGCUCUCUGACUGUGUAUUUGUGAUGUGUUUGCAACAUAGCAGCAGCAGCAAAAGCAGCCAUACCUCUCAGAACCUAGGAAAUAGGACAAAACCCAGGACUCCUAAAAUUACCCAUCAACAGCAGGCAUGGAUGGAAAUCUUUGUGUUCUGUUACAUUACAGAUACAAAACACAUUUUAAAAAAUAGUUCUGCAUUGUCCAAAGGCCUGGUCUUCUUCAGAACUUCUCAGGGGCAUCUGACCCUAGGACUUGACCACCUCCGUAAAGGGUCAGUGCUUUGGCUCCGAGUAAAGUGUGCCAAAGUAGCGCAGCUUCAUCGUUGAGUGGAUUCUGGUAACAUCUUCAUGCUGCCAGAGUUUUACAUGGUAUAUACGAUGUAGUUGGGAUCAGGCCUAUGACCCUGGAGUUUCAUUAAAUAGAUGGGUUUGUAUGUAAGAAUUAUUACUCUCUGUAGGUCCAAUAGCUAAAGCUACCAGGAAAUGCACAUUUUCCCCAAAUAUCAGCAUGUGUGGAAUACUCCUAGCGUUCUUUUCUUAGUGUUCGUUCUGCUUCCUAGAUGCUGUUGGCCAGGAACAGUGUGGAGGUCAGCAUGUUCUCCCCUUGCCCGGCUCGCUCUUCCCCAGCAUGGUGGGAGACCAAGGAGGUGCAGAACCUUUCUCAUUUCACUUGUUUGAGGGUUUCCAACUCAUGUGUGAGUUUGACUACAAAGCUGGAGUGGGAAUCAAGUUGCUCUAAAUAAGUUCUAAACAUGGAAUAGAGAAUCCAUUGGUUUUGUUGGUCGGGGAAGAGGCCUUCAGAAUGUUCCUGCAGAAAAGCCAGUCAUCAUCCAGUUUGCUCCCACCUGGGGUGCCCUCAGCCACUUGCACUCUGGUGAUGCUGUGGCUGAAACACCUUUAUGCCAAGUACUGAUAGAGAAAUUCUCACCAGCAACUUGCUUAGUCCCAGGAAGCACAAUCGAGCACUGUCCUAAGAGACAGUGAAGGAGCAAUAGGUGUUCAAAAGAUCGAGGCAGGCAGCUAGCUCACAGGUAGGCUAGAGAGAGCUACGCUGAGCAAAAAAGAUGUGAUGUCCAAAACGAAGUCUUGCUUCCUUUCUGCUCUGGAGCAAGUACAGCGAGCAUGUUUCUCUGUGCUCUGUGAAUGAUCUUGCAUAUUUUUGAAGGAAAGGAGUCUCAAGGCUAUUGAAAGUGUGAUUUCACAAAUGUUCUUAAAUGCUGAAGGCUUUCAGAAGACAGAGAGUAUCCACCCCACCAGUUACUUCUCCACAUCCCCAAACCUGGGGUGGUGAUGGUGUAUGCUUUACAAAUGUUGGCUUUCUUUUCUUUUUUUCUUGCUCAUCAAUUGGUGUGUUUAAAAUGUCUUCACUUGAUGUGAGGAUCACUUGCUAUGUUUGCUUUUGAUAUGUGGCUCCAUGGGAGAUGGGCAAAGGAAUUAAGUUACCAGAAGCUGGUCAGCUGAGAGGAUACAAAGGUCAGUGUUGGACUAAAGAGCAUAUUUUUCUCUCCUUGUAAGUAGUAUGCCUUCUUCUCAUUUAUUAAUUUCCUGAUAUAUUAAGAUGUAUAUAUGUGAAUGCAUACAUGUGAGAUAUGACUAAGGGUUGUGCAUAGAAUUUUUUAAUAUCCAGAAAACCCAAGUUUUAGAUCAUAAUGUGGGUAGGUGAUCUCCCUUUGGGAAACCAUGUACUGCGUACUUCAGCUGGCCCAAGUAAUUAAAAGAAAAUUAUGGAAUUCCUUUAUUAGAGUGGCUUUUAGGGUCUGACAUGUUCCUUUAAUCUCCCCAGAAAAGUGAGAAAUCUUUAUCUUUUAAAGAUGGUUUUAUAGCCAGGUGUGUUAUCACAUGCCUAUAUUCCCAGCACUCCGGAACUUGAGGCAGGAGGAUCACCACAAGUUCAAGGCCAACC